GCGUCCUUCACUUCCGCUCGCCUUCAGUUCCGCUGCGGGUGGUUCCUGCGUUCUUUGCGGCAGGUUCCGCCGCGCUCCAGGUUUUUUCCUUUUGAAAGUCCUUUCGUCAUAUGUUAAAGGAUGGCUCUUCCGCUCAUCAUAAAAUGGGGUGGACAGGAAUAUUCGGUGACUACACUUUCAGAAGACGAUACUGUACUAGAUCUUAAACAGUUUCUCAAGACCCUUACAGGAGUGCUGCCAGAACGUCAAAAGUUACUUGGACUCAAAGUUAAAGGCAAACCUGCAGAAAAUGAUGUUAAGCUUGGAGCUCUCAAACUGAAACCAAAUACUAAAAUCAUGAUGAUGGGAACUCGUGAGGAGAGCUUGGAAGAUGUCUUAGGUCCACCACCUGACAAUGAUGAUGUUGUCAACGAUUUUGAUAUUGAAGAUGAAGUAGUUGAAGUAGAAAAUAGGGAAGAAAACCUCCUGAAAAUUUCUCGCAGAGUUAAAGAGUACAAAGUGGAAAUUUUGAAUCCUCCCAGGGAAGGGAAAAAGCUUUUGGUUUUAGAUGUUGAUUAUACAUUAUUUGACCAUAGGUCUUGUGCAGAGACUGGUGUAGAAUUAAUGCGGCCAUAUCUUCAUGAAUUCCUAACAUCUGCAUAUGAGGAUUAUGACAUUGUUAUAUGGUCUGCAACAAAUAUGAAGUGGAUUGAAGCUAAAAUGAAAGAGCUGGGAGUGAGCACAAAUGCAAACUAUAAGAUUACCUUCAUGUUGGACAGUGCUGCUAUGAUAACAGUGCAUACUCCAAGGAGAGGAUUAAUAGACGUAAAACCUCUUGGUGUUAUAUGGGGAAAGUUUUCGGAGUUUUACAGCAAAAAAAAUACCAUUAUGUUUGAUGACAUAGGAAGAAAUUUUCUAAUGAACCCACAGAAUGGACUAAAGAUAAGGCCUUUUAUGAAAGCUCACCUAAAUCGAGAUAAAGACAAAGAACUUUUAAAAUUAACUCAGUACCUCAAGGAAAUAGCAAAAUUAGAUGACUUCCUGGAGCUAAAUCACAAAUAUUGGGAAAGGUAUCUCUCAAAGAAACAAGGACAGUAGUUGUAAAUUAUACUGGCAGUUAUUGAAGAAACUUAAGGUCCAUGAACUUCUUGCUUUUAUGCUAGAAAUCACUAUGAUAGUGCUGGACACUGAAGCAAAUGCCACACUGCUUAUACUUGGUCUUCCAGUUUUUUGUAAAUUUAAUUUUAUAUUUUUUGAAGGUCAUAGCAAUAUGCUAAAAAAAAAUCCAUUUUUUCCCUCUAUGUAUAUACUGUUACUCUUGAAAAAUAUUUUCUCCAGUAUUGAUUACUGAGUUUUUUCCACAAAAAAAAAAAAAAAAAAAAAUGGGGAAAAAUGCAUACUCACUAUCAUUUUCUGACUUUGGAAACAAGUUACUUCUUAUAUUUGUCUCACUGUGUUUUUGUCUCGCUAGGUCUAAGACCAAACCGAUCUUAAAACUAGUGUUUUUCCUUUUAAAACCAAAAGGAAAAACAAAAGUUUUUAAGUAAGGAAACUAGUUCAGUAUGCUUAAAAUUGCCAAGAAUUUUUUUAUCCCUUUGUCAUGCACACAAUUUCUCUUCUGUACUCUACUGUUUAGAUCUCUGAAUUCUAAACUGUCUCAAUUUGGUCUGUAUCUGUAUCCGUGUUCUUUGAGUAAAACUGGAAAAUGUCAGCUGCGAUACAACUACAGUAUGGGAAAUAGAAACCUUAAGACUGAAGAAUAAAACUAAGGAACAAGAGUGUGUCUCUUUUUCAUGGCUAAAUAGAAGCACGUCUGCCUAAAACCUUUUGUCAUAAAAGCAAAUAAAGGCACUGUAAAUAUUUCAAUGGAACAUAUCAGUGAUUCAUUCCUAAAAAUCCUGAACGAAAGUUAUUGUUCUGUUCCAGCUAUACCGUGUCUGUGUUGCAAACACCGUUUCAUUGAAAAUGUCUAGCCAUAAGAUUAAAAAAAAAAAUGCAGUUCUUAAGCCUGCACUGUAGAUAUGUGGUAUGACCACUGUUAAUGUUUACAGUAUUGCUUUAUACAGUUCUUGUAUUUGAAAGGAAACUGAGCCUUUCAAAUAAACAUGGGGUAUAUUGUUCUUAUGGGACUAUUUCAGUUGUGUAAAUAAUAAAUACCUUUUCUUAAAAUGUUGGUUAUCUGCUCUGUAUUAUCCCAAAUAUUUGCCUCUGUAUUGAAUCACAAAACAAACUUCAGGUUCAGGUAAGGACCUCUUGAAAAGAAUUAAAUUUGUAUGGUUUUAAAAGUAUGUGUGUCGCUUUACAUUCAGAAUUAAUGUUAGCAACUAAUUAGGUAUGAUAAAUUACUGAAUUCUAAUAAGCACCAUGUUUACAGAAAGAUACAUUAUUUUCUUGUGACAGUUUACAGGCACAUACAGUGCAGAAGAGUUUGAGAACUUUUAAUUAAAAUGUGUUUCUUAAUUUAAGGCUAAAUUUAAAUAAUUAAGGGUAGAAUAGAUUUUUUUUUUUUAAGAGAAUUUAUUUCGUUGGUAUAUUUUCCCACUGUAAAAGACAGCUUAUUAUUCCAAAGUAGGCAUGGGAAAGGCUUAAUCUUUUUAAGAAAGCUGAACACUUAAAGAGCAAACUGUUAAAAUAGACCAAGAAAGAGCAGACAUCUUCUAAAUCGGUAUAAGCUAAAAUACAAAAAUUAGCAAGUACCAAGAAGAAAAGUAGAAUUAAAAAAAAAAAAAAUUCUGCCAUUAGGUGGUGCCCAAUCCAAAGUUGAUUAGCUGGUAUGCUUAUAAUUAAACCAUUC
Messenger RNA from Choloepus didactylus (southern two-toed sloth), 2773 nucleotides. RefSeq names its product ubiquitin like domain containing CTD phosphatase 1 (gene UBLCP1). Gene Ontology annotation, molecular function: protein binding; protein serine/threonine phosphatase activity. Gene Ontology annotation, cellular component: nucleus. The record is from RefSeq and is a predicted model, not a curated record. The coding region runs from base 121 to 1077 and encodes 318 amino acids. The transcript has 11 exons. Gene Ontology annotation, biological process: protein dephosphorylation. Lineage: Eukaryota; Metazoa; Chordata; Mammalia; Pilosa; Megalonychidae.